UACCGUUGUAUAAAAUAGGGGACCAUGAGAAGACGCCUUCAGUGGAACCGACCGAGCGUUCGAAGUGGAUUCAUUAUGAGAUACUGCUUGUACUUUUUGCUGGUCGCUGUCUGCGGGGCGAAAAGAUUAACAAGGGGAGUGGAUGAUGUGCAUUUUCCGAAUUUUCGAGCGGUUUACCACGGCCAUGGUGCGAGCAGUUAUCAAAACGUGCAGAUUGACAAUCACGACAGUAUACUAGUGCCCACAAACUACGUGGACCAAGCGGAGGUUCAAGAUCUGAUGCACGCAUACCACCAGGCAGUGAUCGUCCCGAUUGAAGAGCCUCAAAAUGAUAUAGAUCACAUCGAUGUAGCCGAUUCAGCGCCUUAUGAGGAAUUUAUCGUUGGCGAGCUCAAAUCCGACGCACUCGAGCACUAUUUCGAUCACCAUGACGAUGAACACAAUUAUAAAUAUCAUUUAUGAAAAUAAUUUAAAAGAUAUUACGCUCGGCGGAGCAUUAUUACUCCUUUCCAUUAUUUCUAUUGGUUAAUGUGUAAUGAUUAAAAUUGACGCACAAUAAAAAUCUCAGGAAUUGUACAAAUCUACUCUGGGUAUGUUGCUAGGUAAUCCUUUUAAUAAGACAGGGAGAGACAGGGAGUGACAGGGAGAGACAGGGAGA
Molecule: messenger RNA, 658 nt
Organism: Harpegnathos saltator (Jerdon's jumping ant)
Lineage: Eukaryota; Metazoa; Arthropoda; Insecta; Hymenoptera; Formicidae
Exons: 3
Coding region: 25-462 (145 amino acids)
Source: RefSeq, a predicted model, not a curated record